Messenger RNA from Diversispora eburnea, 660 nucleotides. The record is from the annotation of a GenBank genome assembly. Lineage: Eukaryota; Fungi; Glomeromycota; Glomeromycetes; Diversisporales; Diversisporaceae.
AUGACUAUUAAACUUAUUGGAUAUUCAAGUUCACCUUCUACCCUUAGGGUAAUUGCGACAUUAAAUGAAUUGGGUGUUACUGAUUAUUCCUUGGCUCCUCCAGAAAAUUUUUCAGAUCUCAAGAGUCCAGAAUUUUUGGCUGAAAAAAAUCCAUUUGGAAAGAUCCCAGUUCUCAUUGAUGAUGGUUUUACUAUCUACGAAUCUCGUCCAAUCGCUCGUUACAUAGUCGCCAAGUAUCAAGGAAAAUAUAACAAAAAAAUUUUAAUUCCUGACGAUAUUCAAAAAGCCGCUCUUGUUGAUCAAUAUGCUUCGGCAGAAUCAUGUUAUUACGAUCCACCACUCGCUACCAUUAUAUUUCAAGAACUUUUUAAAGGUUUAGGUGGUGGAGGUGGACCAGAUGCCGAGUUAGUAAAUACACAACUUGAAAAAAUCGCCAAAAUACUUGAUAUUUACGAACGAAUAUUGGAAGGGAAACAAUUUUUAACCGGAAGUGACAUUUCACUUGCAGAUAUUUUUCAUUAUCCAACUACAGCUUAUACUGCCAAGAAACAUAAAGAUUUGUACGAGAGUAGACCUAAUGUUAAGAGAUGGAUUGAUAAUAUCGCCAAGAGUGAAGGAGUGAAGAAAACCUUCGAAGAUUACCCAGUUCCUCAAUUUUAA